Messenger RNA from Entrophospora candida, 208 nucleotides. Lineage: Eukaryota; Fungi; Glomeromycota; Glomeromycetes; Entrophosporales; Entrophosporaceae. The record is from the annotation of a GenBank genome assembly.
AUGAGUGAAAUUGGUAAAAUAAAAAAGAAUUCUAUAUUAGGAAGGGUCAAAAGUCUUAUGAAGAAGAGUGAAAAUGAUGAUAAAAGGUCUUAUUUUGCCAACAUUUAUAAUGGAAAUGAAGCCAAAGGAAGAUUUUUUGAUGGUGGUGAUAAAAGUGAAGAUGAUGAUAAAAGGUCUUCUUUUGUCAACACUAAUAAUGGAAAUAAAA